Messenger RNA from Astyanax mexicanus (Mexican tetra), 4544 nucleotides. It is a transcript of the gene vps39, whose product is annotated as VPS39 subunit of HOPS complex. Lineage: Eukaryota; Metazoa; Chordata; Actinopteri; Characiformes; Acestrorhamphidae. Gene Ontology annotation, cellular component: membrane; cytoplasm. The coding region runs from base 592 to 3219 and encodes 875 amino acids. Gene Ontology annotation, biological process: vesicle-mediated transport; endosomal vesicle fusion; autophagy. The transcript has 24 exons. Gene Ontology annotation, molecular function: protein binding. The record is from RefSeq and is a predicted model, not a curated record.
UCGUUUACGAGUCGGUCACAGCUCUUUGCGAGUUGGCUAGCUAGCUAGCGAGCCUACAAACUGUCAACACCCCGAACUGGCCUGUUUUACCGGGGGUUUGGUGUUCUCUGGGAAUAGCUAGGGGGUUCCGAGGUUGGCACGAACUUAUCUGAGUCGGAAUAUGGGAUGAAAUGUAUUUAGUUCAGUUGUGGCUUUGUUGACACUCGGACUAAAGGAGCUAGCUAGCGUUAGCCAUGGCAGCUCUAUACAGCAGCGCUAGCUAGCUAACUAAUUAGCCGCGCCGCUAGCGCUCACUGUACCCGUGAUAUAUUCACUUUCUGACGCUGUCACACUUUUUACAUUCGUGGUGGAAAUACGGGAGAUGGAGCAGAAGGGUUAGCCGAAAGUUUAAUUAGAAUUAGUGGGGUUGUGUAACUGGUAUGUGAGCUCUGAGCACUGUUGCUGUGAGCUAGGGAACGAUAGCUAGGCUCGAUAAGGGCUUAUUUUCAGUUCAUCAGCUUCCCGGUUCGCAGAUGCCACCUAAACCUUACAGUUCCACUUUUCUUUAAAGUCGUUUUAUUUUCUAGCUUUUUGAUUGCUAAAUCUGCCGCCAUGCAUGACGCCUAUGAGCCCGUACCUAUUUUGGAGAAGUUGCCCCUACAGAUCGACUGCCUUGCGGCCUGGGAGGACUGGCUGCUUGUGGGUACAAAACCAGGCCACCUCCUUCUCUACAGAAUCAAGAAGGAUGCAGGUACGAAUAGAUUUGAAGUAACACUUGAGAAAUCCAACAAGAACUUCUCAAAGAAGAUACAGCAGCUGUAUGUUGUUUCCCAGUACAAGAUUUUGGUCAGUCUGCUGGAGAAUAACAUCCACGUCCAUGACCUACUCACUUUUCAGCAGAUUACUGUUGUAUCAAAGGCUAGAGGAGCUACACUCUUUGCUUGUGACUUGCAGCAAACCUCCUCCGGUGAAGCAAAAUUGCGGAUGUGUGUUGCUGUAAAAAAGAAACUACAGCUGUACUACUGGAAAGACAGGGAGUUCCAUGAGCUGCAGGGAGAUUUAGCAGUACCAGAUAUUCCCAAGUCCAUGGCCUGGUGUGAAAAUUCCAUAUGUGUUGGUUUCAAACGUGAUUACUACCUGAUUCGAAUGGAUGGACGUGGCUCAAUCAAAGAGCUGUUUCCAACAGGAAAGCAGCUAGAGCCGCUGGUUGCACCAUUGGCUGAUGGGAAAGUGGCAGUUGGUCAGGAUGACCUCACAGUUGUUUUAAAUGAAGAAGGAGUGUGUACUCAAAAGUGUGCCCUCAACUGGACCGACAUCCCUGUUGCAAUGGAGCACCAGCCCCCAUAUAUUAUUGCAGUGCUGCCACGGUAUGUGGAGAUCCGUACCUUUGAGCCCAGGCUGCUGGUGCAGAGUGUGGAGCUUCAGAGGCCACGCUUUAUCACCUCUGCUGGGCCCAAUAUAGUGUACGUUGCCAGCAACCAUUUUGUUUGGCGACUUGUGCCAGUCUCCAUAGCCAGCCAGAUCCGGCAGCUCCUGCAAGACAAGCAGUUUGAGCUGGCUCUUCAGUUGGCGAAAAUGAAGGAUGACUCCGAUGGUGAUAAAAGGCAGCAGAUUCACCACAUCCAGAACCUAUAUGCCUUUAAUCUUUUCUGUCAGAAGCGCUUCGAUGACUCCAUGCAGGUGUUUGCAAAGCUUGGAACAGAUCCUACACAUGUGAUUGGACUGUAUCCAGACCUACUACCCUCUGACUAUCGGAAACAGCUGCAUUACCCCAACCCACUGCCCACUCUCUCAGGAGCUGAGCUCGAGAAAGCCCACUUAGCUCUCAUUGACUACUUAACACAGAAACGCAGCCAUUUAGUAAAGCAGCUGAAUGACUCAGACCCCUCAACCACCUCCCCUCUUAUGGAAGGUACACCCACAAUCAAAAGCCGUAAAAAGCUCCUUCAGAUCAUAGACACCACCCUGCUUAAAUGCUACCUCCAUACAAAUGUCGCCUUAGUAUCACCCCUCCUGCGCCUGGAGAACAACCACUGUCAUGUAGAGGAGAGUGAGUAUGUGCUGAAGAAAGCCCACAAAUACAGCGAGCUCAUUAUCCUCUAUGAGAAGAAGGGCUUACAUCAGAAAGCCCUGCAGGUCCUUCUGGAUCAAUCCACUAAAGCCAACUCCCCUCUGAAGGGUCAUGAGAGGACAGUGCAGUAUCUCCAGAGGCUAGGCACAGAGAAUCUGGGUAUCAUUUUUGAGUUCUCCCCAUGGGUGCUGAAGAUUUGCCCAGAGGACGGUCUGAAGAUCUUCACAGAGGACCUGCCAGAGGUAGAAAUGCUUCCAAGAGACAAAGUGCUGGACUUCUUAAAGGAGGGCUUCAAGGAGCUGGCUGUGCCAUAUCUGGAGCACAUUAUCCAUGUGUGGGAUGAAAUGGGCCCUGAGUUCCACAACGUACUGAUCCAGCUCUACCUGGAGAGAGUACAGACCCUGAUGAAGGAGUAUCUCAACUCACUGCCUGAAGGUAUUCCAGCUGUAGCUGCAGGAAAAGAGGAAGGUGAGCUUGGAGAAUUUCGUAACAAGCUGCUGUGUUUCCUGGAUGUUUCCUCGGCCUAUGAACCAGAAAGGCUCAUCAGUGACUUCCCAUUUGAUGGUCUGCUGGAAGAACGAGCUCUGCUCUUGGGCCGAAUGGGAAAACACGAGCAAGCUUUAUUCAUCUAUGUGCACAUACUGAAGAACACAUACAUGGCAGAGGAGUAUUGCCACAGGCAUUAUGACAAAUUAGCAGAUGGAAGUAAAGAUGUGUACCUGUCUCUGCUCCGCAUGUACCUGUCUCCUCCAGAUGUGCAUUGUCUUGGUCCCAUUAAGAUGGAGUUAUCUGAGCCCCAGGCAAAUCUCCAGGCUGCCCUGCAGGUCCUUGAGCUGCACCACAGCAAGCUCAACACUACCAAGGCCAUAAACCUGCUCCCAGCGAACACUCAGAUACGGGAGAUCCGCGUGUUUCUGGAGAGUGUAUUGGAGGAGAAAGCUCAGAGGAAACGCUUUGACCAGGUCCUUAAGAGUCUGCUCCAGGCUGAGUUCCUGCGGGUCCAGGAGGAGCGGAUCUUUCAUCAGCAGGUGAAGUGUGUUAUUACUGAGGAGAAGACCUGCCGGGUGUGCAAGAAAAAAAUUGGAAACAGUGCCUUUGCCAGGUAUCCAAAUGGUGUGGUGGUCCAUUACUUCUGCUGCAAGGAUCGCAGUCUGUGUCCUACUGAAUAGGAAGAUUCCCUCCAAACAGAUGCACUUAUACAAAUCUCUGACUAUUUCGAAGACCAUUAUAAUUGACACUUAAAAGAACGACCUCACUGCAUUAUCGAAGGAAAUGUCAAUCUGGAAUGGUAUUUGGUUUGAGUCAAACUUACUGAACCUUGGACUGAUUCCUCUUUUGAUGGCUAUGGAUGGAGACCUAUCUGUAUAGCAAUGCAAGUAAGGUCUUGUUACGUUCUGCUCAGAUAAUUAAGUUGAUGCACAGCACAUACUGUAGAAUCUUGCAUUCUUGGGAGGAAAAACUCAGUGCCUCUCCUUCACUUCUUUGUUUGUGUUCUUUUAUUUUGAGGUACAGUUUUUGUCAAAGUUUACUAUGAGCAAUUAUAUAUGUAAAAUUAAAUGCCUGUAUUUCAUGUGUUAAGCUUGUCCUCUGUUGUGUUCCAGUUCGCACAGUAUACACAGACUGUUAUGCUGAGCCUAGCUCGUGAGUGGGCUCUCUGCUUCACUGUAUUAGCUUUAGGAUGUCCUGGCUGCCGUAUUGGGGGGGGAUGGUAUACCAGACACCAGCUCAAAACUUUUCUCUGAGCCUUCUUGCAAGGGCCAGCACUCACAAGGGCCCUUUAUCAUAGAUUGGCUGCACAAAUUAGUAGGUUGUAAAUUAUUUGUUGUUUCUUAUUUCCUUGCACUUGCUCUGUUUUUUUUUUUUUUUUUUUUUUUUUUUUUUUUUUGGUGGGUCUCAGACAUGUAGCAAGACCAUACGGAAGUUGCAAACAAAGCGGUUUCUCAGUUUGUAACUUUUUAAUACAAAGCAAAAGCAGUGUUUUUGUUUUUCUAUCUUUUUAGCUGGAAGCGUAAUAAUAACAGCAGCUGUUCACCAAUCACAGUAGCAUGGCACUUUUUGACUUCUAUUUAACUUAUGGCUUUAAUUUAUUCUUCAUAGAGGAUUUGCUCUAACAAAAGUAACUAAUGAUUAGAGUGGAUCCUUCUACGCAGGUGUUUGAUAAUCUCUCACAGAUGGAAAGCAGCCCUUAGGGGGCACCAGCACUCUGGCUUCUUGUUAAAAUGUGUUCUGUGAUCUGUCAGAAUAACAGUCAUCAAAUACUUGUCCUUAAAAAGGAUCAGUAAACCCUGUUUCCUUCAAUUAUGGUUUAUUCAACCAAGAUCAUGACUGUUGCUAAAACUGAGGAGAUGAAUGACGGUUGCUUAUGUUUGUAAGCUGUGUACCAUAAUGAUAUGUGGUGGGGUUUGAAGAAUGUUUCAUGUAUAGAUUGUAUUUUACACCAUUUUACAUAUGAAUUGGGGGAUAUGUUGAUGCUAAUAAACAUGCAUCUUGUCAA